Molecule: messenger RNA, 2251 nt
Organism: Onychostoma macrolepis
Lineage: Eukaryota; Metazoa; Chordata; Actinopteri; Cypriniformes; Cyprinidae
Exons: 5
Coding region: 16-969 (317 amino acids)
Source: RefSeq, a predicted model, not a curated record
UAUAAACCAUUACUAAUGUUUGGUUCCUCAGAUUCACCGUGGAGUUCAGAGUUCAUCCAGGAGAUCCUUCUGUCUGCGGAGCGAACAGCUCUUCUCUAUCAUCUCUCUUACCUGCGUCUGGGUAAAUUCCCAAAGCUGGAGCGUCCGAUCAGAGAACUAAAUCGUGAAACACAACGGCUGUUCAGAUGCUCUGAGGCUCUUAUAAUGAAGUGUGUCGGCACGAGUUCCAACCUGGACUCCUCUCUGUUCCCAAUACUGAGGAAAACCGUUGAAAAGAACAAACCCCUUCUGGGUGCGAUGUACCUGGAGAAAGCCAGAACAUGGACUGAUGAGAUCAUUAGUGCCGCGGGUGACAUAGUGAAGAGGUAUGAACAACACAGCCAGAGUGUGGCGUUGUGUGCCAUUGAUGUGAUUCAGCUACAGAAAAAAAAAGAAGAAAAAGAAACUCUACGCUUAGAGAAGAUGAAGAGUGCGGAGCAGCUGAUCAAAGAAAACAGGGGUUUGAUGUCCACAUACCAUCUGACUGAACUUCAGCAGCAGUUGAACCUUUCCAGAAAGCAGCUGGGUGUGAUUUACAGCUCUGUCCACCUGAAGAAGGUCCAGCUGUAUCUUUCUCGAAUCCAGCAAAUUCUGCUCCAGCUUCAGAAGUUCUGGGUGAGAGUGGGAUCUGUUCUGGACACGCUGAAAGACAAGACCGUUGUUGGGGACAAUCUCACCGAGGACCUGGACGACAUGAAGGAGGAGUUUCUGACCUCCAUUGAAGCAGCGGCAGAGCACUGGAAGUCAUUCGGUGGAUGCUGUCGAACUGUACAAGGUGUCUUCAGCGUUCAGUCUAAAGACGUGUAUAAGUUCCUGGAGAUCAAUCCGUCUUCACUCUCAGAGGAUGAACGGAAGGAGCAGUUCGAGUCUGUCAUGAUGAAGCUGAAGCAGAUCAGUCCACAGUAUUCAUCCACCGCCGCCGAGAACUGAUGCUUCCUCGCACACUUUAAACUAAAUGCUCCUUGUAAUGCAUGCGCAUAUUAAUGCAUACAGCUUCUCUGGCCAUGCUUUGUAAUCUUUACAGCUCUUAUACAAUUCCACGUGAAUAUUCUUUAGCGAGUUGGUGUUAUGGAUAUCAUUAUUUCUGUUUCUCAACCGUGCUGUAUCUCUGGUUAAAAUCGCUUUGCAGUUCAUUAUGGUAUAUAUCAUAUAAUCAUGUAGUGUGUCCACAUGACUAAUACACUGUAAAUAGUGAUAAGUUGAAAGUGAUAAGUAAAAAAUUGAGGAAACCCGUUGCCUUAAAUAAUUUUAAGUAAAUAAUAAUCUUUUAAAUAAAGUUAAGUGAACUUGACAAUUCACUUAACUUAUUAUUUUUUUUAUUAAAAUGUACUUUUAAAAGGCUUUCCUCAGUUUUUUCCUAAGUUAAGUCAACUUAUCACUUUUUACAGUGUGCUCUCUCUCUCUCUCAAAAGUAUUGUAUUACUUAAUACUUUCUAAAUCCCGUAUCAACCUCGAUCAGGUGAAGAAUAGACAUGAAACUGCUUUUAAUUCUAUAAGAUACAUAAUAUAAAAUUGCAUAAAUGAUUCUUGAACUGACCAAACUAUAUACAGAGAGAAGGCUGCAUUAAAAACCUAUUUUAAUAUCAGAUGUUAAAUUUUGAUGUUAAAUCCACUGUUGUUUUAUAAAGCAUUCUAUAUUUCUAUACAGUAUUUAAUGCAAUUACAUCAGAAAUAACUGCAAUUAAAUUACAGACAAAUUAAGAGUAAUCCCUUACUCUACCUUUUUUUUUUUUUUUUUUUUAAGGGAAAAGUAAUUAAUUACAAUAAUUAAUUACUUAGUAAUGCAUUACACCCAACACUAGGUUAUUUCAGCCAUCCAAGACCAAGUCCUAUCUACAUGAAUCAGGAAAUACUGGAAUAACACAAAUAUGCCACACAGUAACAUAUUUCAACAAAAUGUAAAAUUAACUGUCACAUAAAUAAUGUUUUUAUGCUCAAAUAGCAUUAAAAAAGCUUAUAUUUCAGGCUGGGCGAUAACAUUUGUUUUAUUUAUCUACAUUUAUGAUUAUUAACCAGCAUGCUGAAAGCAUUUCAUAACAAACAGUGUUAAAUUGGGAAAAUGAUUUGGAGAUGGAAAGACAACUAAAACUAUGAAACAACUAGUUAGCCUUGUUUUUCUGAGCGUUUUGAAUAUCAGAUGAGGUACAUUGUUUGGUGUUAGUAGAUAGUUGUUUUUUUUAAGGAAAAUAAAAAUAGUCUAUUUGUCACCUCA